Messenger RNA from Menidia menidia (Atlantic silverside), 7882 nucleotides. Lineage: Eukaryota; Metazoa; Chordata; Actinopteri; Atheriniformes; Atherinopsidae. The record is from the annotation of a GenBank genome assembly.
AUGGAGGAUUCUCACACACGGUACAGCAAACGCCUGCGCACAGGUACACGUCGCCGCUACCAGGACGAUGGGAUCUCAGAUGAUGAAAUUGAAGGGAAACGCAUGUUUGACUUGGAUGAGAAACUGCAGUGUGGGAGGUUUUCCUCUGACUUGAUCAAACACAUGGAUGGUAAAGAUUUUACAUAUGAAUACAUACAGAGGGAAGGGCUCAGGGACCCUAUUAUUUUUAAGACGGCUGAUGGGCUUGGUAUUCAAAUGCCAGAUUCUGAUUUCAGUGUGAGUGAUGUCAAGUUGUUUGUUGGUAGCCGGCGAAUUGUAGACGUUAUGGACGUGAACACUCAAAAGGGAAUUGAGAUGUCGAUGGCUCAGUGGCGGCGCUACUAUGAGACCCCUCCAUCAGAGAGAGAAAAACUUUACAAUGUAAUAAGCCUGGAGUUCAGCCACACCAGGUUGGAAAAUCUGGUCAAAAGGCCUGCAUCGGUCGACCUCAUUGAUUGGGUGGACAACAUGUGGCCUCGACAUCUCAAGGAGAGACAGAGAGACUCCACUAAUGCCAUCAUUGACAUGCAUUAUCCCAAAGUUCAGAAGUACUGCCUCAUGAGUGUACAGGGCUGCUUUACAGAUUUCCACAUAGACUUUGGGGGUACUUCUGUGUGGUACCACAUUCUGCGAGGAGGAAAGGUAUUUUGGCUUAUUCCACCUUCUCCCCAAAACCUGGAGAUGUAUGAAAACUGGGUUCUAUCAGGAAAACAGGGAGACAUUUUCCUUGGAGACAAAUGUCAUGACUGUCAGAGAGUAGAGCUCAAGCAGGGCUAUACCUUCAUAAUCCCAUCAGGGUGGAUCCAUGCAGUUUACACACCAGAAGACACUUUGGUGUUUGGGGGGAAUUUCCUUCAUAGCUUUAACAUCCCCAUGCAGCUCAACAUCUAUAACAUUGAGGACCGCACACGGGUGCCAGCAAAGUUCCGCUACCCAUUUUACUAUGAGAUGUGCUGGUAUGUCCUGGAGAGGUACCUCUUCUGUCUGACCAACAUCUCCCACCUCACACCAGAAUUCCAGAAAUAUUCACUCGGUGUUGGACUUACUCCUGCUGACAUUGAAAUCAGUAAUCCCUCUGGGAAUGGCACCUCCAAUGGAGUUGACAGUGAUGUAGAAAAUGAGAUGAAAGUCAAGGAGGAAGAGGUUAAAGAAGAAGAACCCACAACCCGAGUUCUCACACCUCAGCGUGCUCUAACCUCUUUUGAGCUGGAUGGACUGUGGAACCUGUUAGGGAAGUUGGAGGAGCUGCCGGCCCACAAAAAGUGUGUCCCUGCAGGGGUCAGGAAUGCUGCAGCUCUGCUGGACGACAUGAAGACUGUUUUGAGGCAGUGUAUGAAUGAUGACCCCAAGCUAGCCUACACUGGAGAGCCUAUUGUCAAAUGGCCUAAAAGGCCUUCGUGGUACCAGCCCCCCACUCCUCCUCCACCUGUUAUUUAUCGUCCACGCUUGGGACCCUCCCUCCACAAGCAUCAGAGGUUAGCGAAGCGCUCCUCCAUCUCUGCUCUGAGGCGCAGACGGGUGCGGUGCAAGCGCUGCGCCGCCUGCUGCAGGAAGGAGUGUGGAAACUGCCAGUACUGCCAUGACAUGAGGAAAUUUGGAGGACCAGGACGUAUGAAGAAGAGCUGCGUCAUGAGACAAUGCCUGGCGCCUGCGUUGCCGAACACAGCGCGAUGUGCCACAUGUGGACAGGGAGAGUUUGAUGAAUCAAACCCAAGCACCUACUCUCUCAUGGAGUGCACCGUCUGUUCACAGAUUGUCCAUCGCCAGUGUGUGAAGGAUCCAGGCGAGGGAAAGAUCAAUAAGGACCUCCCCAGCUGCUGGGAAUGUCCUAAAUGUUACCAGGGCAAAGGCUCAGAAUCAGAGUCCUCCAGUGAAGAGGAAAGUGGAGAGUCAGAGGAUUCCACGUCCAUGUCGCAGUCCAAACUGUACCAAGAAGGCGCUGGAUUAGGUGAAGGAGCAAGGCGAGGACGACGGAGCAGACCCACGGGCCGACCAAUGGCUCCACCCCCCUCCCAGAAACUGCUACUCCAGCAUCAACAGAGCCGCAAAAGAGCAAGUGCACUGGAACUCACACUGAAGAAGAGGAUAAAACUGGAGAGAAGCAAACUCUUAUCAAAACAAUCGUCUUUGGAUCGCUCUCACAGGCUGCUGAGCUCCAGGAUGCGCUCACCAGGGAGCCGACUACCUCAUGGUCGAGGCCGGAGCUCCACGUGGACGGGUAGCAUGCUUUACAACAGUGGUCGGAGUGGAGCGGGGUCCAUGGAGCAGGAGCAGCCUCUGGCCCUUGAGCCAAAAGGGGAUCCCCGCAGAGGGAGGGGCAGAGGUGUGAGACUGCGAGGAGGCGGUGCAGGACGAGGCAUCAGAGGUGGAGGAAGUCGUGCUGAGUUGGAGGAGGAGAGCGAGGACAGCAGCAGCAGCAGUUCAACCAGCAGCAGCAGUAGCGAGGAUGAGGAGGAAGAGGAGAGCGAGCUGAACAAUGGGAGAGGAGGGGACAAAGAGAAUCAGCCACAGUUAAGGCAAGGAGGAAAGACGGUUAAAGAACGAGAGGACGCUGGGAAUGAAGGGGCUCACCAAAAUGGAACUGAGGAGGAUGAGGAGGUGGAAAUGGAGGAGGACUGUCCAAAAGGGGACGUAGACGGCGCGUGUAUUAAAGUGACACUGCAGCGGCCAACCAGAGCAAAACAGGACCCGUCAGCCAUUGUCCCAAAACUAGAGGCUAUCGCCCCUCAAACGGCUGCUCCCACAAUACACAGUCAGAGCAGGGCCCUCGUCAGACCCCCCAUUAGAAAUUUUAUUGAUCAUCGCUCAAACAGGCACACACCACCACACACUCGUAGUGGGCACAAAAACUCUCGCACAUCCCACCCUGAAAGACUCGAGGCCUCAAAAAGGACCAGACUGAGCAGGCCGGCCAAAUUAAGCAAUGGUGCUUCCUCCUCUUCAUCAGAGCAUCCCCACCUUAGAGUACCCCUGUCAGCCCUGCAGGAAGGGGGGGGCGAGGCAGACAGGGAGAGCGCCGGCAGCGGCCCGAGCUGUGAAAGGGAGGUGUGGGUGUCUGUCUUUCGCUACUUGAGCCGAACAGAUUUAUGCGUCUGCAUGGCCGUCUGCAAGAACUGGUACAAAUGGUGUUUAGACAAGCGGCUUUGGUCUCGGAUUGACCUGAGCAUCAAACGCACUGUUACUCCUCAGGCCCUGACAGGCAUCAUAAAGAGACAGCCGGUCACACUCGACCUCUCCUGGACCAAUAUUUCCAAAAAACAGCUCAACUGGCUUGUUGGUCGCUUGCCAGGGCUGAAGGAUCUGAUGCUGGCAGGUUGUUCCUGGUCGUCUGUUUCAGCCCUCUGCUCCUCUGCUUGCCCUCUCCUCCGCUCUCUGGACCUGCGGUAUGCGGAUGCGGUCAAAGACUCGCAGAUCAGGGACCUGGUCACUCCUCCAGGCUGUGACAAUCGCAGCCAGCUGCGGAGCAUGCAGUGUUUGCGGUUGGCAGGCUUGGACAUCAGCGACUCCACUCUGCGUCUGGUGAUCCGCCACAUGCCCCAUCUGACCAAACUGGAUCUCUCCCACUGCAACAGCCUCACUGACCACUCCAUCAACCUGCUCACUGCAGUGGGCUCAUCCACCCGGAACACACUGACGGAACUCAACCUGGGAGGCUGCAGUAAACUGACGGACACAUGUUUGAAGUACCUCCGUCGCCUCUCGUGCAUCUCACUGCUGGACCUGCGGGGCUGUAAAGGAGUCUCCAGAAAAGCUUGUGAGGCCUUCAUCUCUGAACUGUCAGUCAACACACUCUACUGCCUAUCGGAUGAGAAACUGAUCCAGAGGAUAUCUUAGUCACUAGCCAGCGCGGUCUGUGGCGGGGUGCUAUAAGAUGGGUGAGGAUGGGUGGGGUCUGAAACAGAGGGCUUGCUCACUGGUGUGGGGGGGAAGCGGUUCCAGCUGCUGGACCGAGGUGUUUUUUUUUUUUCUUCUGCAUACCUACGAAGAGACUCAGGAGUUUUUUUCUGUUCAUUUGACAUUUAAUGUGUGGGGAAAAACGCAUCUUUUUUUUUUCGGUCUACGGGAGUGGAAGAAUAAUUAAUUAGCUAUAUUAGACUUCACAUCCUGUGGAUAGCAACUUUUCUCAACUAUUCUUUGGACAGAUUUAAGUCUUAAUUCCUCUCAUAAGCUCUCACCAUGAGGAAGUCACAAGUAAAGAGAGAGAAAGUGCUCUGAUACUAUUGUUCAGUUCGGCUGAUCCACCAUAAGUUCUUAUUUGCCAUGUGACACAUUUGGGUGCAUCGGACGGAUGUUUUUUGCUUUGUUUUUGUCAGGGAGAAACUGUUAAGUUGUUAGGUGACUUGCGCUUUAUGCACAGCUAUGUGUGGAGAUUUUUUUAUUUUUUUAAGACGAAGCUGAAAAGACUUUCUCGUCAGACUACUGGAAUGGCCGUGUUUACCAGUUGUGCAUAGAGCUUUCAAAGUCAUUAAAUGAAAGAUUAGUUCAGUGGUGUAUAUGUGAGUGUUUUAAGAAGGUACAAAGACAGCGUGAGUGGGCAAUCAACACAGCAACGAGACCUCACCCCACCAAAGGGCAGGUUGCAUUAAAUGUGGGGGAUAAGCCAAGGACAAGGAUGCAUUUUCAAAUGACAGUUUAACUUCAGGUGCUAUAAUUUCCAAACUCUUAUUGCUUUGUUUUUGUACAGAGACAGACAUUUACAGCAAAAUAUUAGAGGUGAAACUGUUCCCAGACCCUAUUUGAUAAACUUUUUUCUUUCUUUCUUUUUCGAUGGAUGAAAAAUGUGUGGUCUUCUUUCACGUCAUUUCAGUGUAGAGAUGUGAGGUUUCGAUGAGGGGUUUGCUCGUUUCUUUGUUCCUUCAAAGUGUUAUGGCUCUGUAUCAAAGGUCUCAGACUGCUCUCCUGGCCAUAUCCCUCAGAGUGAAUAUAAGUAUAUAAAUAUAAAUAUUUACUUUUGUGUAAAUGUGUUUUUCCUCUUUUAGAUUAUAAAAACGGGAAUUCUGUAGCAUUGUAAGUAUUCUCUGAAGCCUUUUUCACUUCAUGUUAUUUGUGUUAUUUUUCAAGAAAAAUAAAAAAAAUGAGAAACAACUCGGAGAGAGAGGCGUUCGUUGAAUGCAUGGCAGGACCACAACAAAGAUCCGCUCCCCCUGGCUCCACCCAGCAUCCCUCCAUAACCUGGAAACAAAGCCACCUCAAAAUAAAUAAAUAAGGCGGUGCAGCUGUGAUGAUUCGUCGUUGUGGCCAGGCUCCGUGCAGCUCGGGUCCGGAGCAGGCUGGCAGAUGUGUCCUGCUGGAAGCGUCUCUGGUCAGCAGCAGCAGCAGCGGCCGGCAUCUCCUCCGACGCCCUGAACCCAAAUGACCUGGAUGUGAAACUGGAAUAAAGGCCGUGUCUUGCUGUAUUUUGACAGACGAAAACAGCCCUGCGAUGGCAACGGGAGGGUUACAGCUGUUCCAGGGGAAGCUAGCUAACUUUUAAGACCCCGUGUUUUAUUUAUUUUUUAAAUUUGCACUUAUUUUUUUCUACUCCCUGGGGAGCGUUUUUUGAAAAAAAAUAACUAUUUCAAAUCACCGGACGCCGGGGCUCAUUAUUGCCCAGUCGAAGUACUUCACUUUCAUUCUUUAGAAUGGAAACCAGGUGCCAACAGGAGCUGUGAACAAUGUUGUUAUCCAGUUAGCUAACGUUAGCUCAGCUAGCAGCUAGUCGUCUGCAUCAGGUUAGUGGGCUGAGUUAGCCAGGCUAACUCAGCCCACUAAUUGAAGUCAACACACACGGCACUCUAAUAGUUUCGCUUCCUAAUGGUAGCUGCUUCAAAAAGUCCCCUCUAGAGGAUUUUCCAGUGAUAAAGCUUUCCUGGGUGGCUCGGUUUCCUGCUGUUGUCGAGGCGAAGCGGCUAGCUAAGCAGCUGUUAGGAGCAGCGCACCGCUUCAUUGUGCAGCGGGUGCGUCGCUGCAGAAAUCCUAGCCUAACUCGUGUGUUAACUGUCAACGACAGCCAUGGCUCAAGAGGCGUUUCCUUUGCAUUCUCUCGUCUGGAACAACCAGUACCUCGAGCUUGACCGAGAGCUGCAGAGGAAGGAGCGGGAUGUGGAGCGUCUGGAUCCCAGAGGGCGCACCCCGCUGGAGCUGGCUGUGUGUCUGGGCCACCUGGAGUCCACCCGGGUGCUGCUCAGGCACACCGCUGACCCAACAUACUGCAGCGCUCAGGGCUGGACCAUCUUGCAGGAGGCGGUGAGCACCGGGGACCCUGAGCUGGUGCAGCUGGUGCUUCAGUACAGAGACUUCAAGAGAGCCACCGAGAGACUGGCAGGGAUCCCAGAGCUGCUGAGCAAACUGAGACGGGCACAAGACUUUUAUGUGGAGAUGAAGUGGGAGUUCACCAGCUGGGUGCCGUUGGUGUCAAAGGUUUGUCCCAGUGACGUUUACCGGGUGUGGAAGAGUGGCUCGUGCCUCCGUGUGGAUACCACCCUCCUAGGCUUCGAACACAUGACUUGGCUGAAAGGGCGGCGGAGCUACAUUUUCAAGGGUGGAGAUGACGGGGCGGUGGUGAUGGAGGUGGACCACGAGAAGCAGGUGGUGUACACCGAGCCGCUGGUGUUGUCCCCCCGCGACGCUCCCUCGCUCCUGGCCGCCAUGCAGCCAUCCCAGGAGAACACGGCCCAGAGAAUCACGUCGCCCAUCGUCUCAACGCAUCUGAACACGCGCAACAUUGCCUUUGAACGGAACAAGUCUGGGAUCUGGGGCUGGCGUUCUGAGAAGAGCGAGGUCGUCAGCGGGUAUGAAGCCAAGGUCUACAGUGCCACCAAUGUGGAGCUGGUGACCCGGUCUCGGACAGAGCAUUUGUCUGACCAGGACAAGUCCAGGAGCAAAGGAUCUAAGACGCCUCUUCAGUCUUUCCUGGGGAUAGCUGAGCAGCACACCGCUCAGAACGGGAGCAACGUGUCCCAGUGCGCCAGUCCUCACAACCCCACAGCCAUUACAGCAGAGGAGUACUUCAACCCCGAGUUCAACCUGAACGGCCGGGACAUCGGGCGGCCCGUGGAGCUGACCAGCAAAGUCCAGAGGUUUAAAGCGACGCUGUGGUUGAGUGAGAGUCACCCGCUGUCUUUGGCCGAGCAGGUGACGCCCAUCAUAGACCUCAUGGCCAUCUCCAACGCCCACUUUGCAAAGCUGCGGGACUUCAUCACCCUGCGCCUGCCUCCAGGCUUCCCUGUCAAGAUAGAGAUUCCUCUGUUCCACGUGCUGAAUGCCAGAGUGACGUUCAGCAACCUUUGUGGCUGCGACGAGCCGGUCAGCUCGGUGACCGUUACCAAUCCAGAGAGCGCUGGAGAGGCUGGCCAGUCUCCCCCUCCCUUCCACUGUGAGGUGGACCCCUCGGUAUUUGAGCCCCCUCCGGACUACACCACCCUGGGUCCGGGCCGAAGCGAGCCAAUGAGGGAUGAGGAUGACAACCUGCUGCAGUUUGCCAUCCAGCAGAGUCUGCUGGACGCUGGCACAGAGAGCGACCAGGUGACCAUCUGGGAGGCCCUGACCAACAGCCGCCCGGUGCCACAGUCUCCUCUGUACGAGGAAGACUCUCAGCUCGAGAGGGCCAUCCAAGAGUCCCUGUCCAUCUCACUGGCCAGCAGGGAGGGAGAGGACACGGCCGACCAAAGUCAGCCCACCUCCGUGUCCCCGUUGGACCCCGCCUCCAACUCGCCACUCUCUUACAAUGCGGUGACUGACCCGCGUCUCUCCGGGCACUUCGGCGUGGCGAGCAGCUUUGAUGAGCAGCUGCGUAUGGCCAUGGAGCUGUCCUGCCGGGAGCAGGAGGAAAUGGACAGGUGAGAGAAAGUCAGAAAGUGGCACG